AUGACCGGAGUCGCCCUCCACCACAAGCGAAAGCAGCCCACCGGCGGCGACUCGGACGUCGCUGCCGCCAGCCCCGCCUCCAAGCAGCUCGAGACCGACGACCUGUACGACGUGCCCGUCGGCAUCGCCACCGACCGCGGCGGCAAGCUCAACCAGGAGGACGCGUACUUCAUCGGAGGCAAGGUCGUAGAGAGACUCACACUGAACGGCUACUCCAGCUCGGCCAGCGGCUGCUUCGGCAUCUUCGACGGCCACGCCGGAGACCGCGCCUCCCGCUACUGCGCAGAGAACAUUUUCCCGCGGAUCCUCGAGCAGCUCGCCCAGGAGUCCACCGUCAACGACGCCAUCACCAACGCCGUACGAGCCCUCGGUACGUCGUCACGCGUCCGUCACGCCACCCCGUCAAAGCAACAAGUGUCUAACCUGUUUAUUGUCUCCCCUCUCUAG
Molecule: messenger RNA, 447 nt
Organism: Phytophthora sojae
Lineage: Eukaryota; Oomycota; Peronosporomycetes; Peronosporales; Peronosporaceae
Exons: 2
Coding region: 1-447 (148 amino acids)
Source: RefSeq, a predicted model, not a curated record